AUGUCGUUUAUGAACUUUGAACCAAAGCCAUUGGCUGAUACUGAUAUCUUCAAACCAAUCAAGAUUGGUAACACUGAAUUGAAGCACAGGGUUGUCAUGCCUGCAUUGACAAGAAUGAGAGCGUUGCAUCCAGGCAACGUUCCAAACCCUGACUGGGCUGUUGAAUAUUACAGACAACGUUCCCAAUAUCCAGGUACUAUGAUUAUCACUGAAGGUGCUUUCCCAUCAGCUCAGUCAGGUGGUUACGAUAACGCACCAGGUGUUUGGAGCGAAGAACAACUGGCUCAAUGGAGAAAGAUCUUCAAGGCAAUUCACGACAACAAGUCUUUUGUUUGGGUACAAUUGUGGGUUCUAGGUAGACAAGCUUUUGCUGAUAACUUGGCAAGAGAUGGAUUGCGUUAUGAUAGUGCUUCCGAUGAAGUGUACAUGGGUGAAGAUGAAAAGGAACGUGCCAUCAGAUCUAACAACCCUCAGCAUGGUAUCACCAAGGAUGAAAUUAAGCAGUAUAUCAGGGACUAUGUUGAUGCUGCUAAGAAGUGUAUCGAUGCUGGUGCAGAUGGUGUUGAAAUCCAUUCCGCUAACGGUUAUUUGUUGAAUCAAUUCCUAGACCCAAUCUCCAACAAAAGAACUGAUGAAUACGGUGGAUCCAUUGAGAACCGUGCUAGAUUCGUCUUGGAAGUCGUCGAUGCCGUUGUCGAUGCCGUUGGUGCCGAAAGAACCAGUAUCAGAUUCUCACCAUACGGUGUAUUUGGUACCAUGUCAGGUGGUUCAGACCCUGUCUUGGUGGCUCAAUUCGCCUAUGUACUUGCUGAAUUGGAAAAGAGGGCAAAGGCUGGUAAGAGAUUAGCAUACGUCGAUUUAGUCGAACCUCGUGUCACAUCGCCAUUCCAACCGGAAUUUGAAGGCUGGUAUAAAGGUGGUACCAAUGAAUUCGUAUACUCUGUUUGGAAGGGUAACGUGCUAAGAGUUGGUAACUACGCUUUGGACCCAGAUGCUGCCAUUACGGACUCAAAGAAUCCAAACACUUUGAUCGGUUACGGUAGAGCCUUCAUUGCCAACCCAGAUCUUGUUGAACGUCUCGAAAAGGGUUUGCCAUUGAAUCAAUACGAUAGACCCUCUUUCUACAAAAUGUCUGCGGAAGGGUAUAUCGACUACCCAACAUACGAGGAAGCUGUUGCCAAGGGUUACAAGAAAUAG
Kluyveromyces lactis is the source of this 1197-nucleotide messenger RNA. RefSeq names its product NADPH dehydrogenase (gene OYE2). Bases 1 to 1197 code for a protein of 398 amino acids. Lineage: Eukaryota; Fungi; Ascomycota; Saccharomycetes; Saccharomycetales; Saccharomycetaceae. Gene Ontology annotation, molecular function: NADPH dehydrogenase activity; FMN binding. The record is from RefSeq and is a predicted model, not a curated record. The transcript has a single exon.